Molecule: messenger RNA, 1176 nt
Organism: Aspergillus calidoustus
Lineage: Eukaryota; Fungi; Ascomycota; Eurotiomycetes; Eurotiales; Aspergillaceae
Source: the annotation of a GenBank genome assembly
AUGCGGUCCUCAGCGUUUGCACACCACCAGAAGCACUUAAGAGCGCGUCAUCUUUCUUUCACUUAUAAGUCUGGACUUGGUCGAUGGCAAAGCGGGUUCCUCAAGCAAAUAUUCUGUUCACCAUGCAUGGGCGGAGAAUACGCGCCCUCUCUAUGGACGAGACGAUUGUUCCAGUGUGCUACAUCUGUUCCGAGAGUAUACAAGAGCCCGGCAUCCCUUACACCGGGUGUACGCCUAGAUACGUCAAGAAAGGCUUACCAGGAUCAAAAACCCGCGGAUCAGCAAAGGAAUUGGCGUAACUGGGAAUGGUAUCGCUACUACCGUGCGAUUUUGUUGCACCCGGAAGAGGACAUCUGCCACCUCUCCGGCACAUCUUACAACUAUUCGACAUAUGAAGAAGACCAAGACUCAUCUUUUCUGAAAGUUCCCUGGGACGAGAAGGCAACUUCAGGUCUCCCUGGCAAGGUGAAGCCCCCAACUCUUGUGGCCAAAGCCUUCCUCCUCCAGGUUGGAGCAGAGGCUCCCAGAAAUGAACUUAGUGGAGUUGCAGUACACUAUCGCUGCUGGGAAUUACUCUGCACUCACCCGAUCUGGACAACCACUGGGAAGGAUAUAAAGGCCCUGCUAUUAGCGCUACAGCGAAAGAGUGAGGAGGAUUGGGGGUUUUUGUACGGUUGGGAUGACUCUGAUUCCGAGAACAUCCUUGGCAAUGAUCACUCUUCUAUUGAUUCGGAAGUCUUCAUGGAGGACCCGCCAAUGAUGUGGGAGCACUCGGACCCUUUCUUCAAUAAGCAUGUACAGGGCCUGAUUUACAAGGCCAAACGGGUCAGGACCGAGCAGCUGCCACAAAAGAUAAAGACCCGACUGGAUGACCUGCCACUGGAAGUCCUCUGGAUGAGUUUAGAUCUGCUUCCCACUCAGGACAUUACCGCGCUUGAGAAUGGUACCUGCUGGUACAUGAGUGAUGCGUAUUGGCGAUCGCGGACCGAUGCAAAGCUGUUUCAUGAGCUCAGGGGCCUCCCUGAUGAGGAACUGAAUUGGAGGUUUCUGUGCCUUGAGCUUGAGACAUUGACCAUCAAGCGCAAAUCUGAUUUCUAUGGCCGGAGAUGGGUUUUGAAGCGGUUGGAUGACUUGAUGGAGCUUCUCCCUUCGCCGAGGGGAUCGAAUGUGUCUUGA